This is a messenger RNA of Effrenium voratum, 1014 nucleotides long. NCBI's taxonomy places the organism in Eukaryota, Dinophyceae, Suessiales, Symbiodiniaceae. The record is from the annotation of a GenBank genome assembly.
AUGCGUUCAUUUCGAUAUCCAGUCCUGCUUCUUCUGCUCGUUGCGACCCUCGCCAGCGCCUAUUGGUGGUCCAGCCGUCCGCCAGAGGUUGCAGUCACGCAGCCUUUCAGGGGCCGUGCCGCCGAGGUGGUCUAUGCAACAGCUGUCGUGGAACCCGUCAGGUGGGCAAAGGUUACAAGCAUCAUUCGUGAAAGGAUCAUAUCCCUUUGCGGCUGUGAAGGGGCGGAAGUCCGGCAAGGCGACCAACUUGCCGAAUUGGACAGCGGGGACGCACGGGCGACGCUCGCCGAGCUAGAGGCGCGCCGCGAACUGGCCCUGUCGGACCGGGAGCGGGCGUUGCAGCUCAUGGAACGGCGUGUCGUCAGCCAGCAGGUUUAUGAAAAGGCUCAGAACGAGGUCAUUCGCAUCAAUGCGACGAUCGCCGCGCAGAAGGAGCGGUUGCGGGACUACCUGAUCACCGCGCCGAUGGAUGGCGCUGUGUUACGGCAGGACGGUUCUGUCGGCGAGGUUGCGGAACCUGGCGAAAUCCUGUUCUGGAUCGGGCAGCCCCUGCCAUUGCAGCUUGUUGCGGAGGUGAACGAGGAAGAUAUCCCGAAAGUCGAGAAAGGCCACAAGGCGCUCAUUCGUUCGGACGCGUUUCCAGAUGAAGAUCUCGCCGCAACGGUCUCGAGAAUUACUCCGAAAGGUGAUCCGAUUCUCAAAAACUACCGCGUUUACCUCGAACUUCCGGACGAUACCCCCUUGCGUAUCGGCAUGACCACGGAAAUCAACAUCGUCACAAACGAAAGGGACGAUGUCCUGUUGCUGCCGAUUGCCGCUUUCGACGGCACCAUGCUUCAGGUCCUGGACGACCAGGACCGGAUUUCGCUCAUCAAGGUCAAGACCGGCAUUCGCGGCACCAGAGCGAUCGAGGUUCUCGACGGCAUUGGGGAGCAGAACCAGGUCGUCUUUCCGUUUCAGGCUGACCUUUCGGAGGGCGACAGGGUUGCACCGAGGGAUGGAGGAGCCAGGUAA